This is a messenger RNA of Lethenteron reissneri (Far Eastern brook lamprey), 583 nucleotides long. It is a transcript of the gene RPS23, whose product is annotated as ribosomal protein S23. The record is from RefSeq and is a predicted model, not a curated record. Gene Ontology annotation, cellular component: ribosome; small ribosomal subunit. Lineage: Eukaryota; Metazoa; Chordata; Hyperoartia; Petromyzontiformes; Petromyzontidae. Gene Ontology annotation, biological process: translation. Gene Ontology annotation, molecular function: structural constituent of ribosome.
GGGGGGGGUCCUCGGGGUUGAGUUUGGCGCAAGGGCUUCUGGGAUCUCUCUCUUCCGCCCCGUGAAGAACGUGGAGCCGCCAUGGGUAAGUGCCGAGGUCUGCGUACCGCCAGGAAGCUGAGGAACCUGCGCCGCGAGCAGCGCUGGUCCGACAAGAGCUACAAGAAGGCUCACCUGGGCACGGCGCUCAAGGCCAACCCGUUUGGCGGAGCCUCUCACGCCAAGGGGAUCGUCCUCGAAAAGAUCGGCGUUGAGGCCAAGCAGCCGAAUUCCGCCAUCCGCAAGUGUGUGCGUGUACAGCUCAUCAAGAACGGGAAGAAGAUCACCGCCUUUGUCCCCAACGAUGGUUGCCUCAACUUCAUUGAGGAAAACGACGAGGUCCUGGUGGCCGGGUUCGGCCGAAAGGGCCACGCCGUGGGAGACAUCCCCGGCGUUCGCUUCAAGGUGGUGAAGGUGGCCAACGUGUCGCUGCUCGCCCUCUACAAGGAGAAGAAGGAGCGGCCCCGAUCAUAAAGCGUCACACUGCCAUGUGUGCGCAGGCGCGUUUGUGCAGUUUCAUCAAUAAACCCAUGGACACAGUUUA